This is a messenger RNA of Dentiscutata heterogama, 1677 nucleotides long. NCBI's taxonomy places the organism in Eukaryota, Fungi, Glomeromycota, Glomeromycetes, Diversisporales, Gigasporaceae. The record is from the annotation of a GenBank genome assembly.
AUGAUAAAAAUUCUCGCUGAAAAACUUAAUAUUAAGACUCAGAUAACAAGACCCCAAGUCGAUCUCACUAUUGAAGAAGAAGUUACCAUAACCGUUGAUAUCGAUGGUGAACUAAAAAAAUUAAAGUUGAAAAAGUCAUAUAAAUUGAAACGAGUAAGAGAAGAACUUGAGACAAAUAAAUUUAUAGAAAUAAGAGAUGAAAAAAUUGUUUUUAUAGAACGUGGAGGCGAAAUAAUCACAAUUAAAAGUGAAGAAAAUCGCAGAUGUGCAGAUAUCCUGGACGAAGAAGAAAAAAAAAUCUUUCUUAAAAGACUAGAUUGGCGCAUAUUAGUAAAUAUAUUCAAUCUUGGAAAUGGACGUACUUUCACAUAUGAAGGAACCGACGAAGCAAAUAGAAGUAUUAUCGCAUAUGAUGAAACCGACGUAGCAAGUAGAAGAGCACUUAUUAUUGAAGAUUGUAAACUACUUCUUUCUGAUGGCUUUCUCACUGAUAGGAAGCUUGGUAAUGUACGGUUGACAAUCAUAAAAGCUACACCAACAGAAGAAUUUAAAACUGCAAUAAAGAAUAAUUUAGUAUGCAUAAAUAACUUAGAAACAAUCAAAGAUGAUUUUGGAUGUUUCAUUCCCAAUAUAGUUGAAUUCUAUGGUGAUUUUAGAAAAUGGGAGAUUUGCUUUCAAAAACCUUUUAAAUCCAUAUUUCAUUAUCUAGACGAGGAUUUGCAAACUUAUAUUAAGAAACUGUCUGGAAAAAAGAUAGUCUAUGCUGGUGAACAAAAACUCCAACGUAUUUACAAUGAUCAUAGCCGAAAUUUAUUACUUAUGCUACCAAUUCCUCGAGAGAUUUCUAAAAAUUUUCACAAAGACUGUCAAAUUUUUGCAACAGUUUCUAACAUCGAAGAUAGUGAUAUUUUCACUUUCAGGUUAUUCGCUGCAAAUACAUAUUAUGGAAUAGCUAUUCAUUGUAUUCAGCUCAAUCAGAGAAAUGAACCAAAAAAUUAUCACAUUUUGAUACGCUGGAUAGUUGUUGGGUACGAUCUUGAUUUUAAUUAUUCAGCAUCGGAUUUUAAUUUCCGUCUUCAAAGUUUUAAAAUAGAAUUUAAUCAAAACAAUAUUCUAAAAUCAAUUAAUAACCAUACAUUUGAAAUAUACGAAUGGAAACUUUCAGAGUCCAUUAAAUAUGAUUUUUUAUUGGGUGUACCCGUAUUUAGAAUUUUGAGAAAGAGUUAUGAUUCGCUAGUUAUCGGUAAUCAUUUUUGCCGGUACAACGACAGGAUCAAUACAUAUAUUUAUGGUUAUGAUUUAGGCGAGGCAAAAUAUUCAACAUGCAAAACUUUACCAAAUUUUGAAUUCAAUUUUCUUUAUUUCUUGGACCCUCCUUAUGAUGCUAUAUUUAAUAAAUUUCCUAUUAUGCAUUCUAGUAAUAAUAUAUCAGAAGAGAUUCAAAAAAUUGGUAUUAAUCCGAAUUCAAAAUUUGCUAACUUAUAUUCAUCUGAUGAAGCUCCAAAUUUUAUUGGCCAAAUUAAGGAGGAAUUUAUUAUGGAACACCUUAGAUGUGGCUGUGAAGGUCGCGAAUGUGAGAUUUCAGGACAUUUUAGUAAAAACGCAACUUAUGAGGCUGAAUAUUUUAGUCCAAGCAUUACCUAUGAAGUUCAUAAAAAUAAUUACCUUAUUUGUUGA